Molecule: messenger RNA, 6618 nt
Organism: Aedes aegypti (yellow fever mosquito)
Lineage: Eukaryota; Metazoa; Arthropoda; Insecta; Diptera; Culicidae
Product: mucin-17
Exons: 6
Coding region: 960-5780 (1606 amino acids)
Molecular function (GO): protein binding
Source: RefSeq, a predicted model, not a curated record
UUCUUCGAAGAUCGCCAAAAAGAAAACGGCAUAGCGGGUGCUGUCACUCCCCAAAGUUGACCGCAGUACAUGCCUGCCUCCUCAACACCUUCUUGGGGGGCACCACCAGCGACCAGCGAGCUGCGCGCCCGAGUUUCCCAAAUCACCAAGGUGCCUUGCACCAGCAGCGGACGUUUCCUUCCACACGGCGAAAAGACCUGAGCAUCGGAUGGCAAAAGCAUACUCGCACCUUUUCCUCUUUCUCGCUUCCAGCGUGCGAUUAUUCGUGUUGCGACUGCCGUCCGAACUGGACCUGUUUGCGCCCCGUUCCUGUUGUUAGGCCGUUUUUUUUCUCUGCACUUUUUCCGUACAUUUCUCUCGACACUGACAUUGAGCUGAAGAGGAUGACCAAGAUUCGGUUUCAGUGAAGAAUAUCCGUGAUCAUCGUUGCAUCGUUUGGUACCGAGGAGAAAAAAAUCGAAACAACGUGCGAAUGAAGCUUGAUCUUGAUCUUGAGAGAUUGGUGUGAAAUACGCGCACGUGAUUGGCUGAGUGGGUUGGCCGAUAGAGAGAGGAAGCAUCCGAGCAAUGAUAGCGAAGUAGUGUUUUCCACCGGGAUGCAGUUAGACCGAGUUGUGCCACAAUCGAACGUUUCGUGUAAGAAUAUCUGAUUUUUGGGAGCAAUUAGUGGCUGUCGGGUUAAGCGGGAAGAAAGCUAAUUUGCGUCGGUGGCUUUUGGGUGGCGUUUCAAGUUUCGAAGAGAGUGCGUUUUUGCUCCAAGGUGUCCAUCACUUGUCGAAGAAGUGGUUGACCCAAAUCUGGCCUCGGAAGUGUGUGACCUACAGCGGGAGAAGAAGUGCUUGUGAUGAUUGAUGAUCUUCGUGUGUAGGGAAAAGGAAUGAUUCGGGCUUUCGAAUGAGGUGAAAAUCGACAGUAGAAGUCGUUUUUUUUCCUGGCAGGGGAGUGAAUAUAUACAAAGAAUGUGCAUCAACAUUAUCCUAUUCAAGAUGGAUAGCAUCAAGCGCCAGUUGGGGGUUUUACCAGGAGGAAGAUCUUCCUUAUUGCUGCUGUAUGGUGUUCUGGUGAUCAUGGCGCUAACUCCCGGAGGAUCUGUUCAAGGUUAUAGCGUUCAAAAAAGAGAAACCAACAGUUGUUACUACAAUGGGACCCACUUCAUGGAAGGAUCGAUCGUUCCCACGAAGGAGCCCUGUCUGAUGUGCAAGUGCCAAAGCAAAACGCUGAUUUGCGCGCUCAAAGUUUGCCCGGAACAACCAAUUCCGCCACCUCGUGGCUGUAUCCUGGUCCAUAAGAGUGGAGCCUGCUGUCCUUACCUGCAGUGUUCUAAACUUCAUCUAACGUCCAAAAACAGUGGAGAUCGUAAGAAGAUUCAUUUCCUGGACUACUACGAAAAAGAAGCCGAAGAGCGACUAACAAAUCCCAACUCUUAUCUACGGAGAUCUGAUGAUGAUGACAUUGAGGAAAAUGGAGCGUGCAUUGUCAAUGGAACAGUAUACAAGUCUGGUUCAGCCAUGACUUCUUCUUCUCUAUGUUCAUACUGCUACUGUAUCAACGGACGACAGAAAUGUGUCAAGCCCAAAUGUGCAUUGCCAAAUCCUCGCUGUGCACCCAUAUUCAUCGAUUCGGCAUGCUGCCCCAUCCGAUAUGAUUGCACGGGGAAAAUACCUGUGAAGGAUGUUAUAUCUACCGAAUCGCCGAAUCAAAUCAGAAGAAUCAACAACCGUCAUUACCUGCGAACGGUCGAACGCAAAGGAGUCAGAAAUGUUGGAUGCACAAUCGAUGGAAAAUCUUAUCCGGAAGGAGAACGCAUUGCCAGCCAGGAUCCUUGCCAGGUUUGCUUCUGCAUCCGAGGAGACCAGAAGUGUACGCCUAAAAAGUGUGCUCCGGCUAUAAAGGGCUGUACGCCACGGGUACCACGAGGAGAAUGCUGUGCAGUUCGGUACGAUUGCAGUAAGUUUUCGGCAGGAUCUCGAGUAUUCCGCAGUUCGGUUGAUAACUCAACGCUCGUUUCAGAAAUCGGUGACCAGAAGCGGCUGAGCUCCCGCAAGAUUGAGGAAGAAGAGGAACCAUUCGAUUUCUUCUCUAUCCUGUUCGGUCCGGACCCAGAUGAGCCGAAACCAGAGGCGAAGAAUGCCACCGAGUUGAUAGUUACAGAGGCGACACCCGUAAGUUCUACAUCUGAGAAGAGUUUCUUCGACUUUUUGAAGGCAGGUUUGGAGUUCAUCGACAGCAAUGCAGAUGAUUUGUUGGAAACAACUCCAGCUUCAGCUGCUCCAGAGAUGAGUUCCACUACGGAAAGUAUUAGCGAAGUCAAUACAGUGCGAGUGGAGAUAGUCAGAGAGCCCCAGACGGUUUAUAUAGCAAAGCCCGACUUUAAUUUUCCGAUGAGGAUGACUUCUCCACCGAUUCGACGAACCAGUGCGGUCCUUAAAACUACUCCAAGCACCACACCUACGGUAACAACUGCAAGUACGACAUCUACAACUACGACUACGACUGAACCACCUACAACGACCAGGACUGUAUCAUCUACAUCAACUACUACAGUACCUACCACAACUACGACUAUAUCGUCUACCACUACAACGACUGUGCCAUCCACUACGGCAACGACAACGACAACGAAGAAACCUCCAACUACCACAGCUCCAUCUACCACAACAUCAACCACGACAACUGCUCCAAGCAGUAGUUCAACGACGACUCAAGCUCCAUCUACAACUUCAACAACAAGUACAGUUACGACAACUGUCCCCCUUAUAACAGAAACAACUAUACUACCGAUUGAACAGAAGGAUAACCUCACGAUUCCUGUAGAUAUCGAUCUUACCAAAGCGGAGCCAGAAUUCCAAGACCUCGAAUCAGAUUCACUCCUAAAAGAAAAUCCAACUGAUGUGUCAAAUUCGCUAGCCGAUCUAGAAUCGUCUGAAGAAUACUCUGAUGCUGAUAGCGCUGAGACAUCUACAGCCAAGAGCAUGGAAACAGAAACCGUCUACUCGACAACCGAUAGUGCGGAAAGGUCUUCUUCGGAAGAAUCAGUGGUGACAGAGAGCACAACAACAAACGCACCCAUCGACGUCGUUAUCAAGAUAGACGAUUCCAUUACAAGUUCAGCCGUGGAGUCGAUCAUACAUUCUCUGAAUGCAAAAAUCGAAAAGGUAGAACCACUUCCGCCGACUACAACAAUCGCCACCAAACGACCGAACAACAAGUUCGUUGGCUUCGAGGUAGAGAAGAUUCGUACCACGAUAGCUGCUACAACGGUUGCUCCCACGACAGUGCCGUCCUCUACCGAAGAAGUAUCCACAGAGAGCAGUGAGGUUACAACUGCAAUAAGCUCUCAGGAAACUACAACUGCGGAUGCAGCUGAAAGCGGAGUUGACUCGAGUGAAGAAUCGACAGUGGAUUACAAGGGUAAUGACAUGUUGGUUGAAGAUAUGUUGACCACUGAGUCGUCCUUUGAAGGCACGACAACAGAACAGAGUGAGGAUGACAAUGUGGAAACGACAAUGGGUUCCUUUGAGGUAACGUCGACUGUUGCGACAACCACAAUAGUUGAUGACGAUAAGAUGGAGUUCAAGAGCGAGAGUGAAACGGAGAUUCCAGUGACGGAGCAUGAUGUCCAAACGACGACGGGAGUUCCAGUUACCACGACUACUCAGAAGAUUAAGACGACCUCCCAAAAGAAUACAACUAAGCCCUUGGUAACGAAAGAAAACAAUCUGCUAUCAGUUUUGCUAACAGAACUCUCCAACAUUUUUGAUUCAACGAGAAACGAAUCUGGGAAACAGAAUGCCAAAAAUAAAACUGAAUUCCGUCCGGUAACUCCGAAACCUAUUCCAAUCGGCGAGUUCCACCGUCCUAGCAGUAUACCAUCCAUUCUGGAAUCAGACAUUGACCUAGACUAUAGCGAACCUACCCUUCCACCUAGUCUACCGAACCUGAAGAUCAUUCCAUUCCUCCCAGCCGACGCGGUCAAGAAAAACGAGGCACCAAUCCCGCUCGCAGCACCAUACGACUUCUACAAACCCAAUCCAACCAAUUAUCCAAUCAUCACCGAAAGCUACGAACCUUACGGCGUACUCAGCGAUCACGAAAUUCACCCAGGAAUGCCUUUCAAGCCACCUAAAUACGACUACAGCUAUGAUCAAUCUCUCAGCUAUCCGGCUCUAACGGAAAACUACGACUUGGACGGCAAGAGCAACCAUUACAAUACGAAGAUCAUUCGCGACAAGUACGACACCAUUGCCGAUACGGAUUACGAGUACGAUACGGAUGCGCUGGCCAAGUACGAACUUCACGCCAAGAAGGAACUGUUCAAGAACGAGCUGAAAAAGUUCAUUCCCACGAAAUACGAGGUGCCUCAGGAGGGAACGUACGUUCCCGUGUAUGACAAGUACGGAGUCGGAUAUCCGGAGAAGAACGUUUAUUAUCCGAAUCACAAGGAGACCUAUGAGCCGGUGGUUUACAACACGAAAACCGAGCUUAGUACGGAGCAUCCGUUGUUCCGGCUAGAAGAGAAAUCCAUAGCCGGCAGCAGUGGAUUCUCGCCACCGACGAAGACUGAAGGUGGGUUCCUUCCGAAGGAUCACAUCAAGGACGACUUCUACUAUGAACCAUAUGUGACCACCGCGUUCCCGAUGGAAAAGACAACCGAGGAUUACGUAGCGAAGAUACCUAUCAAUACCACUGCUUCCACAUUCGGGGCAACCGUAGCAAAUCCCUUCAUCGAUGUCAUCCACCCGGAGCCGGCACCACCGUUGAUGAGCCUAAUCGAGGACAAAGAGAAACUGUUCUCCGUGUACCACUCGGUGGCCAAGAAUAACCAUUCCUCGUUGGAUGACUUGCUGGACACGGAUAUCGUCGACAGUGCCGAGUAUGACAAGCAGAUCAUCUCGAUCACAACCGAUGCCAAUUACCUGUCGACGAUGGGAGGUUCUGUAGAGGAAGUUGAUAUGGUAUCGAGUAUUGAGGGGGCUUCAGCUCUUCCUUUGCACGGUAGCAUGGAGUAUACGGCCGUUCCACUGGAAAUGGAAACCACUCAAAUGGUACGGAACUCCACGGAACCGGAACCGAACGGUAUGUUCAGUUUGGAGAAUGUGUUGAACUAUCUGUUCCGGGAGGAAGAGCCUUACCACGAUAAUGGAGUCCGGAAUACUACGUCCACAACGCCUUCGCUGAUCGAUGGAGUGCCUCCAUUCAAGACGAUUCCGUCUCACCUCGGAAGUGUCUACAGUCCUCCAACGAGUAUUGAAGGUUCGUUGGGAGAGGUACAACAUCAUGAAGAAGACGACGAACAGCAUGACGGCACGGUGACGCUCAAGAUUGAAAACGAGCAAAAUGGAACCAAGGAUCUGUACCGGCCUUCGCUAAUGGAUCUCCCAUUCCUGAGUUCGAAUUUCCACUCCCCAAGCGGAACUGGCGCCCAGGAUGGCGUUGAACUGAAGAACGACAUCGAUCGGUAUGGGUUCGAUCCGGACGUGGAACACUACCAGGUGAUAUCGGAUGGACCUCCGAACACGAUACCCAAUUCGGAGACCUACGUGGUGAAUCCGGUGGACAUCAACAAGCUGAAGCAGCAUCACUCCGAGGGCACGGCGGAGAUCACCAUGAAGUCGAAGGUGUACAGCCUGAAGGAUACCGUCGGCAUCCUGAAGCUGGCCGGCUGUAAUAUCUAUGGGCGAAUGUACAGGGUCGGUAGGAUAAUCUCCGAACUGUCCGGACCGUGUCUGGAGUGUAAAUGUACCGACGUGGGAGUGCACUGUACGCCACUGAACUGCUGAUCGGAUGUUUGUGAGAGAUUGUGUGAGUCUGUGUCGAGUGAGUAUGUCUGAGUGUUUCUGUGAUUAUCGUGAUAUUAUGGUAGUGUAAUAAGUAAUUCCGUAAAUCUCAACGAAUGUAGAUCAUCGAUAAGAGAUUCGAAUUGUUUGGAAAGAGCGAAUGUGACACAUUAACCGUACUUAAUUUAUGAUAAACCUACGAUGUAGCUUUUGUAAGCCUUAGAAUAAGCAAUUAUUGACCGAAUGGUUCGUUUUGAACCAAGGUGCAGAGUAUGUAGGAAGUGGAGAUAAUAGCAGGAUUUUGAACAGUUAACUGUCGCAGUAUUCAAAUUGCUCAUUUAUGCCCAGUCGAAAAAAAAACAAGAUUGAGAUCAUUGCUGUCGCAAAGGAAAACGCCAUGUAAAUUUAUAGUUUGCAAAAUCAAAAUUAGGGAAUGGAACAAAUGUAACAAUCAAGCAAUGUCUCAACUCACGCAUAAACCAUAAAGCUCCUGAAGCUGUUCUCAUCCAGCAGCGAUUCUGGAAGAGAGGACAAGCUUCUCUACGGGCAACACAAACUAAUCAAUUCCAAGUUUGCUUCAAUCUAGGGAUGCUUUCUUUUUAAGAUUUUUAGCCUGCUUAAGUUUAAGUUAUGACUAUUUGCUAAGUGAAACGACUCGAAACCAGUUGAAUAAAGCUUUCAAAUAAUUUUAAUCGUAUAUAAAUGACUAUCAUUUCCAUCAAAAUUGCAUCUUAGGUACGGUUCGGAUUACGCUUUUGCCCUAUUUCACAUUAAGCAUUUUUGGCCAUUUAUCACCACCAUUCGAAUCGAUUUCGUUCGAUUAAUAAAUAAUUCAACUACU